Molecule: messenger RNA, 1506 nt
Organism: Psilocybe cubensis
Lineage: Eukaryota; Fungi; Basidiomycota; Agaricomycetes; Agaricales; Agrocybaceae
Exons: 7
Coding region: 1-1506 (501 amino acids)
Source: RefSeq, a predicted model, not a curated record
AUGACAGACAGCACAGGCAUUCCAUCCACAUCAACACCUCCGAUCAUACCUCCCGCUGACGAUGCAGAGGAAGGCUACAGUCUCAAGACCGAAGGAUCUAGCAUAACUCUGCUUGACGUUGCAGCCGGCGACUACGACUCUAAUCUAGAUGAUCAUCGACCCAAAUCUACGUCGCUGCGCGACAUAAAUUCUGAAAACCUCCCAAGAAAAAUUGAGGCUCUCAGGAGCCACGUAGGAAAAAGGUGGUCUCAUGUGGACGCAUUUAGCACAAUAUCCGACAUUCUUCAUCAAGCAUCGCAGAUUUUUUCCACAGUAGAAAAGCUCAAGGCUAAAUACACACAGCAGAACUAUACAUUCUCCGCAAUAUCAUUUUCUCGUGUUAACACGAAUCACUAUGAAAAAUUGGGUAUCUCGAUAUUAUCCAAAGCUGCCAAUGUUGAAGCCGUCAUCACCAAUUUGAGCGGCGGUGUUGCCUUUGGGGAGGAACAUAGGGCCGAUUACUUUAAAACAUACGGCGAGGCCACGACGAAGACCAUCCAAAACAUAGUGAUAUACACAGGCCAAAAGCCUGAGGCGAGGGGACGUCUUCUUAUUGAUCAGUUCAUUCUCUUUAUGAUGGGAUACUUCAUAAGUAUUAACAUGAUUCCACUGUUAUUUCCUGAGCUUCAACUAGCUACUGUACGGAAACCAGUUGUGGUGUUGUAUUCAAAAAUAUCUCCGAAUGGGAGUGCGACAAAGGUCGCAACUUGCAUUACAGGGUCGGUCGACUAUGCUCUGUUUGUUGCAUUUCGUUCCGCAAUCAAACAAUCUGUUUUGUUAAAGAUGCGAACUUUCAACAACCUAUCCCAGCUUGAGAGGGAUUUGGAUCGUUCCGGCCUUCCGAUACAUGGAGAUCAGCUGCAUCUAUUCAUGGUAGAGGCCAAGAAGAUGGGAAAUGCUGACGAUCUGGUUAAUUUCAUCCCUCAAGUUGUCGCAGAGGGUGCAAUCAUUAUUGCUUACAGGAUAACAGUACUAAGGACUAAAACUGCGGUGACAUGGUGCAUAACAACAGGGGAAGCAUGGAUAUUUGGAAUCAGCUUAAAGAAAACAGACCAUACGCAAUGUCUGGUUUACCAUUCCACGGUUAUGAAGCUUAACUACGACCUUGAAGACCAAAACCUCCUCAGCGCGCAGAUCAAAAAAUUUUUUAAUCUAAUGGUCUCUUGGUCGCUGUCUCCCGCUCUCUAUAUGACUGCAGACCAGGAGGGUGCAGGCAUGCUUGUAACCACAUUCCACAGAUUCAAAAUUGAUUGGCAGUUUACCAAAGCCCACCACAGAAGCUGGAAAUGGUCCAUCGUUUUCGUAAAGUCCUCGCCGAAUCUGCGGUUAACUAAACCCGAUAUCGUCAUCGACGACGAUAUACGAUGCAUGGCGGAACUUCACUCGCAACGGACCCUUAUUUACAGUGUACCGCAGGGUGCUCCGAGGAUGAGGACGAGGACAGGGACGGGGACGGGGACGGCGUAA